Messenger RNA from Ananas comosus (pineapple), 1120 nucleotides. Its product is annotated as PHD finger protein ING2-like. The coding region runs from base 136 to 900 and encodes 254 amino acids. The transcript is spliced from 7 exons. Gene Ontology annotation, cellular component: nucleus. The record is from RefSeq and is a predicted model, not a curated record. NCBI's taxonomy places the organism in Eukaryota, Viridiplantae, Streptophyta, Magnoliopsida, Poales, Bromeliaceae.
AAAUUCGCAACCUGUCGCGCCGCUACUCGUGAUUUUACCGAAUUGCCCUUUUGGGAGUCGAAGCGCUCUGUCUCUCUCUCGUUCGAAACCGCGAUAGCCCAUCAGAAACCCUAGAAGAAGCUCGACGACGCGGACAUGGCGAUCGCUAGAACCGGUGUAUUCGUAGAUGAUUAUUUGGAGUAUUCGAGCACGUUGGCGGGGGAGCUUCAGAGGCUUCUCUCCACCAUGAGAGAACUCGACGAACGAGCUCAAGGCACAAUUAGUCAGACAAAAGAGCAGACGAAGCACUGCUUGGGAAUGUUGUCUUAUGGCUCAGAAAAAUUAAACCAUGAAAAUGACGAAACUGCAUUCGAGAAAAUAAAAAAGGAGAUUGAAACUAGCCAAGAAAAUGCACUAAGCCUUUGCACCGAGAAAGUGUUACUAGCACAGCAAGCUUAUAAUCUGAUAGAGAGCCAUAUUAAACGGCUUGAUGAAGAUUUAGCCCAAUUUGCUGAAGAUUUAAAGCAAGAAGGGAAAAUCCCCCCAGAUGAACCAGCAAUCCUCCCUCCACUUCCUGUGGUAACCAGGGAUGAAAAGAGAAAGGGAGGCUAUAUUACACCUCAGUCGAAGAGGUUAAAAGAAAGGGAAUGGGGGGUGGAGCGGGGUAUGGAUCUUGACCUAAUGCCUCCCCCAGGCAGCAACAAGAAGAGUACUCCUGCAUCUGUUGAUGUGGACCAAUCCAUUGAUCCGAAUGAACCGACAUAUUGCAUCUGUCACCAGGUGUCUUAUGGCGACAUGAUUGCCUGUGACAAUGAGAAUUGUGAAGGAGGUGAAUGGUUCCAUUAUUCAUGUGUUGGCCUCACACCAGAGACAAGAUUUAAAGGGAAAUGGUUUUGCCCAACCUGCAGGAGCCAGCAAUGAGCCGUCGGGCUCUUCCCAUAGCUAACCCUAUUUUAGUCACAAUGGGUUGCUUACUGCGUAAUUCUGGUUCUUAAAGCUGGUUCAUGUAACUAGUUUAGUGAAGAGGGAUUCUCUCUUUGUAAAAAAUUCUCAUAUUCGGGUGCCGUAAUAACACUUGGUAGUGUAACGAUUACGAUCUUUGGUGGCUAUUUGCAUCUUUAGCUUUUUCUUUUUUUUGUUU